Messenger RNA from Equus quagga, 2453 nucleotides. It is a transcript of the gene NUP54, whose product is annotated as nucleoporin 54. Gene Ontology annotation, biological process: nuclear pore organization; protein localization to nuclear inner membrane; NLS-bearing protein import into nucleus. NCBI's taxonomy places the organism in Eukaryota, Metazoa, Chordata, Mammalia, Perissodactyla, Equidae. Gene Ontology annotation, cellular component: nuclear pore; nuclear pore central transport channel. The coding region runs from base 169 to 1692 and encodes 507 amino acids. Gene Ontology annotation, molecular function: structural constituent of nuclear pore. The record is from RefSeq and is a predicted model, not a curated record. The transcript has 12 exons.
GCCCUCCACCCCUUACGCUUUCCUUGCGUUCCAGCGCCUCUUAAGCUAGGCCAGGAACUCCGAGAAGAGGCGGAACUCCGUGAUCCGGGGGCAGUUUCCUCGCCGGACCGAAAAGCGGAGUGCACCGAGUGUCGCGGGAGGAGCGCCUUGGUCCCCUGCUCCCGCGACAUGGCCUUCAACUUUGGGGCUCCGUCGGGCACCUCGGGCACCGCUGGAGCCACCGCGGCCCCCGCGGGCGGGUUUGGAGGCUUUGGGACAACCAGCACCACAGCAGGUUCUGCGUUCAGCUUUUCUGCCCCAGCGAACACAGGCACUACUGGACUCUUUGGUGGCACUCAGAACAAAGGUUUUGGAUUUGGUACUGGUUUUGGCACAACAACUGGAACUAGUACUGGUUUAGGUACUGGUUUGGGAACUGGACUGGGAUUUGGAGGAUUUAGCACACAGCAGCAGCAGCAAACUACAUUAGGUGGUCUCUUCAGUCAGCCUACACAAGCUCCUACCCAGUCCAACCAACUGAUAAAUACUGCAAGUGCUCUUUCUGCUCCAACGCUGUUGGGAGAUGAGAGAGAUGCUAUUUUGGCAAAAUGGAAUCAACUGCAGGCCUUUUGGGGAACAGGAAAAGGAUAUUUCAACAAUAACAUUCCACCAGUGGAAUUCACACAAGAAAAUCCCUUUUGCCGAUUUAAGGCAGUAGGUUAUAGUUGUAUGCCCAAUAAUAAAGAUGAAGAUGGGCUAGUGGUUUUAGUUUUCAACAAAAAAGAAACAGAUAUUCGAAGCCAGCAACAGCAAUUGGUAGAAUCAUUGCAUAAAGUUUUGGGAGGAAACCAGACCCUUACUGUAAAUGUAGAGGGUAUUAAAACAUUGCCAGAUGAUCAGACAGAAGUUGUCAUUUAUAUUAUUGAGCGUUCUCCAAAUGGUACUUCAAGAAGAGUUCCAGCUACAACACUAUAUGCCCAUUUUGAACAAACUAAUAUAAAAACGCAGUUACAGCAACUUGGUGUAACCCUUUCUAUGACUAGAACAGAACUUUCUCCUGCACAAAUCAAACAGCUCUUACAGAAUCCUCCUGCCGGUGUUGAUCCUAUUAUUUGGGAACAAGCCAAGGUGGAUAACCCUGAUUCUGAAAAGUUAAUUCCUGUACCAAUGGUUGGUUUCAAAGAACUUCUUCGAAGACUGAAGGUUCAAGAUCAGAUGACUAAGCAACAUCAGACCAGAUUAGAUAUAAUAUCUGAAGAUAUUAGUGAAUUACAGAAGAAUCAAACCACAACUAUGGCCAAAAUUGCACAAUACAAGAGGAAACUCAUGGACCUUUCCCAUAGAACCUUACAGGUCCUAAUCAAACAGGAAAUUCAGAGGAAGAGUGGGUAUGCCAUCCAAGCUGAUGAAGAACAGUUGCGAGUUCAGCUAGACACAAUUCAGUGUGAACUAAAUGCACCUACUCAGUUUAAGGGCCGACUAAAUGAACUGAUGUCCCAAAUCAGGAUGCAGAAUCAUUUUGGAGCAGUCAGAUCUGAAGAAAGAUAUUACAUAGAUGCAGAUCUGUUACGAGAAAUCAAACAGCACUUGAAACAACAACAGGAAGGCCUCAGCCACUUGAUUAGCAUCAUAAAGGAUGAUCUAGAAGACAUAAAAUUGGUAGAACAUGGAUUGAAUGAAACUAUCCACAUCAGAGGUGGUGUCUUUAGUUGACAGUUCACAAACUUGUGUUAAAGAUUUGUGAAAUGUAUCUUCUUAGAGUUCACAAACUUGUGUUGAAUAUUUGUGAAAUGUAUCUUCUUGCUACAUCAGACCUUCCUUAAGAAUGAAACUGACUACCUGGAGGAAAAAAAAAACAUACAGUCCCCUCCUGGCUUGGUUUUUGAGAAGGUUACUGACAAAUUCUUGUUCAUAAAAUCUGAAAUAAGUCACUUCACAGCUCUUCAAAGAUGGAUAGGCUUUGAAAGAUUUGUAUCUAAAAGCUGUAUUUACUUUAAAAGAGAAGUACAUAAUCACCAAAAAUAUGUACUAUUGUACAUUUUUACAACAGCAUUGUUUUUAAAAAUAAUCAGUGUUUAAUGAUUACUCUAUUGAACCUGUACUCUGCUUCCCAUAGCAAGUAAAUAUGAAAUACCUACUUUGCACAUAACAAAAUAAACUGUAUAAUUACUUGGCUGUUGGAGAUUUGUACUUCAGAAUGUAAAUGUACAUCAGUUUUUAUAUUUGUGAAUUCAUCUGUAGGAGUAAAGAAAAUCCAAGAGUAUUUAAUGAUUAAUGUAGUUUUCAUUCUAUAAAGAUUUGAAAAUAUAUUUUUAUAUUAUUUUACUUAUUUGGAAUUUACAGAACACAUCUAAGCAAUUAGGAUAUAACAAAAUUACAUUUUAUCAUUUUUGCAACUUUUUUCUUUAAACCUUUUUAUUUCUAAAAAAGAUGAAAACUUAUAAAUAAAUUCUUGAUUGUAAUUACUUUUAUAU